AAAAACCCUCACUGCUGCCGCAAACCCCACGUAGCAUGUCGUAAAACCGAUCUGUAUCAGUGUUCUCAGAGAAGUAAACUGCUAUUGUCAUUGAUGUCCAAACCGCGGUAGAUUUUACAAUAUGAAAUAUGUAGUAGCUGUGCUGGCUGUAUGUACAGUCGAGCCGGUACAGUUUAACAACAUGGUGGACGUGGUGUAGGCUUUGAGGGGCCAGACGAUGAGCUGAUCUACAGCAAAACAAGCCCGAAAAUGGCAACAUACAACACCGAAGUUGCUGCAGGACACCCUGUUGUGGUGGAGGUGAGUCCAGACAUCCAUAUCUGUGGCUUCUGCAAGCAGCAGUACAAUAAUUUUGAGGUCUUUCUCGCCCAUAAGCAAAAUGGGUGUUCCCUGCCCACCUCUGACCCAUCAGCCACCUCUGCAACAGCCGCUCUUACAGAUUCCAGCGCUGAGUUUGUUUUCGAGGAAACCUACCAGACCUGUGUGGUGAGAGGUGUCAAAAAGAUCCUGACCAAAGCACAGAAAACACCCUCCAAAAAAUUAAAACCUACCCUGACUUCAAAGAGACACAGCUGCUGUUUCUCAGGUUGCACUUUUAAAACACAGUAUGGCCAAAAAGACAUGGAGCGGCAUCUCAAAACCCACACUGGUGAGAAGCCGUUUGAAUGCGAGCUGUGCCACAAGCGCUUCAGUCGGCGGGACAAGCUCAACAUGCACAGCCGCUCACACACAGGCGAGAAGCCGCACAAGUGUAAACACUGUCCCUAUGCAGCAGCAGACAGCAGCAGUUUGAAGAAGCACCUGCGUAUCCACUAUGAUGAACGGCCAUUUAAAUGCCAGAUCUGUCCCUAUGCCAGCCGCAACUCCAGCCAGCUCACCGUGCACCUCCGCUCUCACACUGGGGAUGCACCUUUCCAGUGCCAACAGUGCGAUGCAAAGUUCAAAAUCAACUCCGAUCUGAAGAGGCACAUCCGGAUACACUCUGGUGAAAAGCCUUACAAAUGUGACUUUUGCGAGUACCGCUGCGCCAUGAAAGGCAACCUGAAAUCUCACAUUCAGAUCAAACAUGGCACUGAGAACUCCUGCCACUGCAUGCACUGUGACUUCAAGUGUUCCAACAAGACUGCUCUGCGGGAGCACACGAGAGAACACCAGCCCAUUCAGCCCAUGCAGUGUUCCAAAUGCACUUACUCCUGCUCCAGCAAGGGGGCGCUCAAAGUCCACGAGAGGAUCCACUCAGAGGAGCGACCCUUCAAAUGUGACUUCUGCAACUUUGCCUCCAAGCAGCGCAGCAACCUUGUCAUUCACAAAAAGAAGUGCCACUCAGAUAAGCCAGAGAAAGGCAGCGGUGGGAAAGGUGGCAGAGGAGGAGGGAAAAGUGGAGGAGGUGACUCCCCAAAGCCUCUCAGCUCCCGGUACAGGGCCAAACUAGAUGCAGCUCGAGCCUUCUGCUGCGACUCGUGCGAUGCUUCGUUUGUCAGGGAAGACUCCCUGCGGAGCCACAAAAAGCAACACAGAGACACUCAGAAUGUGUUGCAGCUCCAUCUCUCUGCCUCAGCCAAUGCAGUCAACCUGGUUCCUGUUAUCACCUCACAGACCAACACCCAGCUUGAAGUUCCUCUCCCAUCUGACUCAAUGGCUCCUUACAGCAAUGCACAGCUCAAAAUCAUCGUAUCUCACCCUCUGGGCCAGGAGAACUCCUUAAUCCCAGCUGGUGUGGAUAGUCAGAGUAAGACCAACAUGGUCCUGCUAAGCCCAGAAAGCCAGGACAUGGUAGUGAACUCCAUGAUCCAACAGGUCAACCUGCUAGCUCCUAUGCAACCCCUCGGGUCGUCCCAGACUGCAGAAGCCACCCUUGAACCCCAGACGGUCCUCUUGACACAGCUCACUCCUGAAGACACCAACAACCCGCUGCACCAGGCCCUGCUGCAGACGGCAAUAACCGCUCAGGACUCCAGCAGCAGCACGCAGACUUUCAUCACCACCUGCUCUGAACUGGAGGGCCUCAACGCCUUGAUCCAGGAAGGUGGCACAGAGGUUACAGUGGUGACGGAAGGGAACACCGCCAUGGUAACAACAGCAACGCCACCUGACAUGGUGUGUGGACCAGCAGCAGCCAUGUCCAAACCAGGAGGGACAGUUACGGUUGAGGAGAGUGCCUUACCUUGUGAGGAAAGUGCGCUGCUGGUGCCAAACAUCGGGCUGGGAAGCCAGAAUGUGGUCAUCCAUGGCGUUCCACUGAUUGUGUCCACUCAGCCACAGCAGAGUACAAUAGAGCAGCUCUCUCCUCACACACUCUACUCAGAUACACACACACUGGAAGGUAUCCCACAAUGAUGCCCCUUCUCCACCAAAAUGGUUCCAUUCCAGUUGGCGUACCUAAAUUUGAAUGGCUCUGAGCAUUUCCACCAAAAAUAAAUUGAUUCAGAACCCAAAAAGUCAGUUCCCAGCUGGAUCCAAAAAACAGCAGGUUUUCAAGUGCAAACCGUAACAACAUCAGCAGGUGUAUCCUGUUCUGGUUGGAAAGAGAGGAUGGAGAAGGCACCAUUGUGCAUUGUGCAACAUCCUCAUUAAAUUUUGCCAUCCUUGAUUACAGUAAUUUUGCUCAAAAUUGGUGGAAAUGCAGGAUAAUUCAGUGGCUAGCACCAAGGUUCCAAUAAUCCUGAACAAAACUGUCUCAAGAACCAGAGCUAAAAACAGGUAUAAGUGGAGGGUUUGGUGUGUUUUUAUGGAAAUGAAAAGACUGUAACUGCAUCAUAAGCUAUUUCUUUGCCAGAAAGAACUCUUAGGCCUAAAGGUCACAUAUGUGCAGGCCAUUUAACAGCAACAGUUAUUGUUUCUAGCAGUUUAAUCAUUGACCACUGAAGUAACAUUACUGUUAACUUUGGAGAUAUCACAGUUAUAGUUUUGAGAUUUUAGAAUAAUUAAUUGUUGUCUUAGCACAUUAGUUCAAUCAAUGUUGUCAUGUUUAACACUGAAUAACUUUUGGAUAUGAAAAUUAAUCAUUAGGGCAUAAUUUCAUACACUAUUUUCAAGUGUAAUUUCCUGAGGCAUCAGAACUAAUAAUGUUUAUUUUCAGCAAACAGAAAUUCUAAAAUGUAAAAGAAUAAAGUGUGGAACAAAUGGACACAACGUGAAAUUCAGUGAAUUUCUUUGUGCCAUGGUUUUCUCCUGUUUGACCAUAAGGUGGCAGCAGAGUUAUAAGAGUAAAGGGUGAAGUUUGCUUUGAAACUGGAUUGCAGUCUUGUAGUAUUGAUUUUUUUUUUUUUUACUUUUUUUUUGGAAAUAAAUAUUUUCAAGUCCUCAUUCUGAAUCUAUGAAGUAGAUGUCAAUUGUAGAAAACAUUAGACCACAUAUCAAGGUCUUAUUUUCUAAAAGCCAAGUUGCUCUCCCAAUAGAUUUUUCAAUAAAGUGCCUGUUCUUCUUGUG
Messenger RNA from Lates calcarifer (barramundi perch), 3429 nucleotides. RefSeq names its product zinc finger protein 64 homolog (mouse) (gene zfp64). The transcript is spliced from 6 exons. Bases 250 to 2337 code for a protein of 695 amino acids. NCBI's taxonomy places the organism in Eukaryota, Metazoa, Chordata, Actinopteri, Centropomidae. Gene Ontology annotation, biological process: regulation of DNA-templated transcription. The record is from RefSeq and is a predicted model, not a curated record. Gene Ontology annotation, molecular function: RNA polymerase II cis-regulatory region sequence-specific DNA binding; DNA-binding transcription factor activity, RNA polymerase II-specific.